AUGCGGACUCGUGGCGGGGAUGCCACGGGUUCCGUACCCGCUGCUGCGGCAGCAACAGCCCGCACACUGAGGCCGCGCCAAGCCCCCGGCGCUCGGGGUGCCCUCCCGGGUGUUACCAGGCCGAGAGACGGCGGGCGGGUCACAAGGAGCUCGGCGUUGAUCGGCCGCGCCAAUCCGGUCCAAGACAACAACAACACUGUGCCCCAACCUUCCCCUCCUGGCCCUUCAAGACGGUCGCACAAGCGCUCCCGGUCAGAGGGCGUCGCUGCGAGCAGCCGCCAACCGAAGCGGGCCUGUCGGCGCCGUCAAUCGCCGGGGUUUUAUGGAGAAGAUAGCGAUAGCGGGGAUGAGCACGACAAUCCCUACAUGACCCCCGGCUCCGAAGUGCGGGAGCUCUGGGUCGACGUGGAAGAAAUCGCCUCGAAGACAUACAGAGGCCAGCCACUUGACAUUGAGGCUUUGGUGAGGAACCUUCCGCAGCUCAAGAGCAUUCGGUUCUUUCAUCAGAAAGAUGAAGCCCCGUAUCGAUCCCUGGAUGGCAGCCUUCGUUGGCAUUACCCGGCUGCCCUCUUCGAGGUGCUGAACGGAACGCCCGUUCCGGCUGGGAAUGCGGGGCCCGUUGAGCAUGCACGUCUUUCCGAAUGGCAGUGGAAUCGGCGACUGAUGGGCCCGAAACUCGACCUUGCUGGCAUUAAGCUGGCUUCACGAGACCUGGCUUUCGUUCAAAGCAUGGCGGACGCAAUCACCGCGGUGCCGACCUUGCAACAUCUCGCCAUCGAGUCCUCAACUGUCGUCAAUGAUCGGCUGCUUCCGCUCCUCCCAAAGUCUCUUCAAACUCUGGAACUGGUCAAUUGUUGGGAUGUCAAUAGCGAGGACUUCGCCUCCUAUCUCCUCUCGAGCGGGUCCCAACUCAGACACCUCAUCCUCCGCCACAACCAGUCUCUGAGCCUUUCGUUCGUCACCGUUCUUGCAACGGCAUGCCCGCGGCUGGAACUCCUCUACGUGGAUUUCAAAACGUACAAGCACCACGAGUUCUACAAAGACUCGGACCCGAGCUACGACGAGUUGCUCACAGCCGAGCAGGUUCCGGAGUGGCCCCAGAGCCUGGAGGCUCUCCACCUGCUGAACAUGAAGAAGUGGGAGGCAGAGGCAGCCGAGACCCUGAUCCAGUCGCUUAUCGACAGCGCUCCAAAGCUGCUCAAGCUCCGCCAGCUGGAGUUGAAGGCCAUGUUAAGCAUCCCCAUCCACGAGCGAUCUCAGCUCCGCAACAAGUGGGGGACCAAGCUGAAGCGGGUCUUCCUCCGUGAGAAGAAGGAUCCCAAACCCUUUUUCUCGCUGUCAAGUCCGGCACAGCAAGCAGCUACUGAGGUACGAGGGACCAGGGAGAAGAAGUCGCGCAAGACGGUCCGCGCCACCGCGGUGGAGAGCCCAUCACGGCGGAGCGCCCGGCUUGCGGCGCAAUUCUCGAAUCCCUCGUCCCGCGCCAGUAGCGUUGGCCGUGACCUGAGGAGCGGGCUGGGCAGGCCGUUUUAUGCCGAGCCGGAUACCGAUGUGGACGAGGAGGACGAGGAGCAGGAACAGGAACUGGGACAGGUGACAAUUCGGGAAGGUGAAGACAAUUCGUCUGGCGAAAACAGCUCUUCUGUGUCGCCUGCAGGUGCUCCUGCUGCGACCAAAACGGUACCCUUCCGCCACGGCAUGUGCGAGAAGGUGGUCCUUCAGCUGGACAACCAGAAGUUGGUUGAGACAGCGCUCACCAUGGAUGACUUCCUGGAUAGCGAGGGCGACGAUCUCUCGGAUGACGACUGGGCUGGUGAGGACGAGGACUUCGAUAGUGGGUAUGCUUGGUAGGGGUGGGUCGUUUGCCUCGGCUCUCCGCCCUUCCACUCCUCUUUCUUUUGAGUUGCUUCGGGAGGGCAUUUGCCUAAGGGAUUGGGUGGCGUCUCGUGGUUAUUUGCAAUGCAUGAUCUGGAGAUUGGGACAUUUGGCGCUAUGGGAUACGGUCGUGCAUCCAGGAUGGUGGCUGGUUUAGCUUGCUUCGUUACUGGAAAGGACGGGGAAGGAUAACGGAGAAUGGUACCGUAUGUGACAG
Thermothielavioides terrestris NRRL 8126 is the source of this 2092-nucleotide messenger RNA. RefSeq lists its product as uncharacterized. Bases 1 to 1851 code for a protein of 616 amino acids. NCBI's taxonomy places the organism in Eukaryota, Fungi, Ascomycota, Sordariomycetes, Sordariales, Chaetomiaceae. The transcript has 3 exons. The record is from RefSeq and is a predicted model, not a curated record.